Maniola jurtina (meadow brown) is the source of this 3873-nucleotide messenger RNA. It is a transcript of the gene Orp8, whose product is annotated as oxysterol-binding protein-related protein 8. The transcript has 22 exons. Gene Ontology annotation, molecular function: cholesterol binding. Bases 107 to 2650 code for a protein of 847 amino acids. Lineage: Eukaryota; Metazoa; Arthropoda; Insecta; Lepidoptera; Nymphalidae. Gene Ontology annotation, cellular component: cytosol; membrane; intracellular membrane-bounded organelle. The record is from RefSeq and is a predicted model, not a curated record.
AAAAUUUGACUUACUCUAACAAAAUUAUUGUAUCACAUAAACAUGUAUUGUACGGUUAGCAGAGUUAUCGUAGGUUUGUGAGCAAUGAUCUGACAUACAAACAAGCAUGAGUUCCUCCCCAGCUAUCGAGACGUCCACCCCCGCCCCCUCCUCCCCCGCCCCGCGAGCGCCGGACUACCAUUUCCAGACGUCUACCCCUAAUUAUUUAAAGAAACAAAACCAGCCUCUAAGCGUUGUGUUGACGGCAACUGCACCAUCCACACCACCUACUUACGGAGAGCCCACACUCACACCGCCCCCGAGGUCCCCCGGGGCUCCGCUAGCGACCCCGGCCUCUGGUGACGUCAGAGUCCAUCCCCCGGACGGCACUUCCUCAGAUAAGUCGUCGGAAACAGCGGUGGGCGGCAUAUCGCGGACCCCCAGCGCGGCGCUCUCCCGCAAGGAGAGCUACAAGGCGCAGCGUCAGCACUACCGCAAGGAGAAGAAGCGAGCCGCCACCGCGUUGCUGCACUCUAUAGAGGACCCCUCCGUUGUCGUACUCGCCGACUGGCUUAAGGUCCGAGGUUCACUCAAGUCAUGGACGAAGCUAUGGUGCGUGUUGAAACCGGGCCUUUUACUGCUCUAUAAGAGCCCUAAAGCUAAGAGAAGCCACUGGGUUGGCACCGUGCUACUAACGUCUUGCCAAGUGAUAGAAAGACCGAGCAAGAAGGACGGAUUUUGCUUCAAGCUAUACCAUCCGCUAGAGCAGAGCAUCUGGGCACCGAGGGGACCCCACAACGAGACUAUAGGAGCGGUAGUACAACCCCUGCCUACCGCGCAUCUUAUAUUCCGAGCCCCAUCUCAAACUGCUGGUCACUGUUGGCUCGACGGACUAGAACUGGCGUUAAGAUGCAGCAAUGCUAUGCUCAGAUGUUCCCGCUCGCGGCCCGAGGCGGCGGUGGAAGACGCUCCGGCCACGCAGACAAACAUCUCGCACGAAGAGCUGGAGAAACACUUCAAUGAGCACGAGUUAGCGGGCGCGGCGUCAGACACGGACAGCGAAGGCUCCAGGCCGGGCAUGCCAGACAGCCAGAUCACGGACCCUGGCACUAGGAAGAGGGAUAUCCUUGCCAGGAUAGCCAGCUUCUAUGCUGAAGAUCCAGACACUGAGAUUGGCGUGGCUGGGGAGCUCGUGGAAGAGGUGGCGGAAGAGAACAAGUCCCUGCUAUGGUUCCUGCUGAAGCAGGUCCGGCCCGGCAUGGACCUGUCCAAGGUGGUGCUGCCCACCUUCAUCCUGGAGCCGCGCUCCUUCCUCGACAAGCUGUCUGACAACUACUACCACGCGGACUUGCUGGCGCAGGCCCAAGCAGCGGAAGACCCCUACCAAAGAUUCAAAGGGGUCCUAAAAUGGUACCUGUCAGGCUUGUACAGGAAGCCGAAGGGGCUGAAGAAGCCCUACAACCCAGUGCUGGGCGAGACCUUCCGCUGCUGCUGGAGACACACUGACAACGAGACGUAUACAUACUAUAUAGCCGAGCAGGUAUCUCAUCACCCGCCCGUUUCUGCAUUUUACAUUUCAAACAGAAAAGAUGGAUUCGUGAUAGAGGGUAGUCUGCUGGCGAGAUCCAAGUUUUAUGGUAAUUCCACGUCCGCCAUCUUGGAGGGUUGCGCGCGCAUACACUUACUAAAUUGGGGUGAAACCUACAUAACUACAGCACCUUACGCCCACUGUAAGGGAAUUGUCAUAGGCACGCUUAGUAUGGAGCUGGGAGGCAAGGUACACGUAAUCUGUCAAGAGACGGGCUAUCAAGCGGACGUUGAAUUCAAAUUGAGGUCGUUUCUCGGGGGCGCGGACCAAACGAAUGCUAUUUCGGGACGAAUCAAGAAAGGGAAGGACACAAUAGCUUCGGUAGAAGGUUACUGGGACGGCAGAAUUGAUAUUAAGGACAAACGGACAGGGGAAGAAACCAACCUGCUAGAUGUAGCGAUAUUAAAGGAGCAUCGUCUGCCGAGGUAUCUAGUGAAGCUAGACAAGCAGCAAGAGUGGGAGUCGCAGAGGCUUUGGAUCAAAGUUUCCGAAGCUAUACAUAAUGAAGAUCAGAUAGUAGCGACAGAACAAAAAACGAUAAUAGAAGAAGCCCAGCGCGCCCGGGCAAGGAACCUAGUAUCCCCCUGGAUGCCUCGACUGUUCCACCGAGGCAAUGGCACCUUGCCGCCUGAAGGCAUCACUGAUCAAGGAUGGAAAUACAAUCACACCAAUACAAGCCCCUGGCAACCGGAAGAGGUGAUAGAGUACGAGGAAGACUUUGUGAUAACGUCGGUACGUAACGUACCGGUACGCAGUUCAGGCGAGGCGCGGAUCAGGGAGUUGGCGCAGAGAAGCGACUCGGACAGCCAUGACGAACUAGCCAGGCGAUCCAAGACCUCCACGCGAACUCUGAAACAGACGCUGUUCUCGAUCGACGCGUCGCUGCGCGAGCAGACGCUGGCGAUAGAACGCCUAACCAAAACCGUCGACAGCCUGAGCGAAGGUCAAAGGGCAGCGGCCUACAGGCCCCAGAACGUGGGCAGGGUGCCCACAUCGUCCCACUCGUGGGACCUGUUCGGCGGUUUCGUCCUCGCGAUGGUGUUGCAAGCGUUACUAAAUUGGAUUUUCUACCACAAAGACUGAGUGUUGCCAGUGUUGAUAACAUUUGAUAAAUAAAUAAUUAAUUUAAUCUAAUAUUGAUACUUUGUACAUCGACCAAAAUUAGUUUAUGACCCGGUUUGAUUGUCUGUCUGUACGUUCUUAUUUGUUAUAUACAAAAAAAACUUUUUGCCAAAAGUUGGAAAUUCUUGCAAAUGGUAGGAUUUUUUUUGUAUUAGAUGAUGUUAUAUAUUGACUGAAAUCUCACUUGUUCAUAAGUGGCAAUGCACUGCAUAAUGCAUCCGAUCAAAUAUAAUUAAUAGGAAUAGCUAUAACGUCCACCUUCUGUCAACUGUCACUUAAAAAUUACUGAAAUUUCGGUUUGCAUAGAAGAUAUUACUUAAAUGAUAUUAAUGAUAUAUUUCUACAUUAAAUAACUAAGUCUUAGGCUUACUAAAGCCGUUGUAAUGACGCGAUCACACCUUUAAGUAGCUUACGUGAUUAACUUACGACAAAUUUACUAAUGUAAACACUUAUAAGUACAUUUUCAUUAGUUAAUUUGCUGUAAAUUAAUUACGUAAGUUAUUUACGUGAGAAAAACUUACAGGUGUAAUCGUGGCCUAUUGAAUCAAAAUAUAUUUCUAGCUAUGACUUCACAUAAUGGAAACUUUUUGUAUUCUUAGUGAGUAUGCAUUAUAAACGGGCUUACCUGGAAGGCGUAUGGUAGUUUAAUUAAACCCAUACCCUUAACUGUUUCUGAGCGGUAUCGAUGGUUUUUUUUUUAAAGAGUACGUAUAUUGUACCGUUACGCUGAAUCGAUAUAAAAUUCUACCAAUUUGGUAGAAACAUUUCACCCUUAUGUACGUAAUUUGUUUUUAAUGUAUAUAAUAAUUGAAGAGUUAUUUUUUUUCAUUAUGAUAUAAUUUAAUAUACAUAUAUCACUACCAUUUUGGUAGAGUUAUUUUGGCCUCACACGUAAUUUGAGUUAAUAUAAUUAACAAUUAUUGAAUAGUUCGUUGUUUUAUUAGAAUUAUUCUAUUACCAUUAGAAAAAAAUAUUUAUAAAGUACCAUUAUGAUAGAAAAAAAUCAUCUGUUUUGCGCUAUGGAGUGCUACCAUUUUGGUAGAUUAUUUUUAACCAAUAACUGUAUUGGUACCUCUUUAUCUCAGACUCGUAUUUAUGUCAUUUCUGAGGGUCUUGACCCCGUCGUAUUGAUAUAUAGACAGACAAUUUAACUGUUUUCAACUUGCCUAUGCUUUCCAAAUUUU